Messenger RNA from Morone saxatilis (striped sea-bass), 990 nucleotides. Its product is annotated as pyruvate dehydrogenase [acetyl-transferring]-phosphatase 1, mitochondrial-like. The transcript has 3 exons. Gene Ontology annotation, molecular function: protein serine/threonine phosphatase activity. Gene Ontology annotation, biological process: protein dephosphorylation. The record is from RefSeq and is a predicted model, not a curated record. The coding region runs from base 1 to 990 and encodes 329 amino acids. NCBI's taxonomy places the organism in Eukaryota, Metazoa, Chordata, Actinopteri, Moronidae.
AUGUGUUGUGAUGUCAUUAUCUGUCUCCUCUCUCAUUGGCUGCAGGACAGCGGAAAAGUGACAUCAGCACUGGUCAACGCUUUCCGUCGCCUUGACUACGACCUUUCUGUGGAGGCCCAGGUCCACCUGUCCAUGUCUGCACCCAGACGGAUGUCUCUCCCUGGGGAGGCAUUCUCUCUGUCCUCCCCCCUGCGGGUGGCGCUGUCUGGCUGCACGGCCUGCGUCGCUCAUGUAUCCAAUGGGGUCCUGCACGUGGCAAACCUGGGUGACAGCCGGGCCGUCCUGGGCGUCCAGGAGCCGGACGGCCACUGGUCGGCAGUCAGCCUUACCAACGACCACAACGCGCAGAACCCAGACGAGCUGCAAAGGAUUCUCGGGGAACACCCGUCAUCUGAGCGGAGGACGGUGGUCCGCCAUGACCGCCUGUUGGGUCUCCUGCUACCCUUCAGGGCAUUUGGCGACGUCCGCUUCAAGUGGAGUGCAGAGAUGCUGAGUCGAGUCUACGAAACACGACCAGACAUCCUGUCCGCGGUCAGCGAAGUGGCCCGGGUGCUGCCGCCAUACUACCUGACCCCGCCCUACCUGAGUGCCCAGCCGGAGGUCACCCGACACCGCAUCAGACCCGUUGACAAGUUCCUUGUCUUGGCCACUGAUGGACUCUGGGAGCUGAUGCACCGACAGACGGUCGUCCAGCUGGUGGGGGAACAACUGACAGGCCUUCAGCAGCAGAGACCCAUAUUUCCCGGCACAGGCGUGACGCUGGGCAGCCUGCAGCGCCUCCUGCUGGAGAGGAGGGGCCGGGUCCUGUCGGUGCUGGAGGACCAGAACACUGCCACCCACCUGCUCCGCCAUGCUCUUGGGGACGAUGGGUACGGAGCGGUGGCGCCAAACCGUCUGGCCAAGAUGCUGAGUCUGCCGCCGGAGCUGGCAAGGAGGUACCGCGAUGACAUCACCAUCACUGUCAUCCACCUGAACGAGCCCGACCAUUAA